This is a messenger RNA of Nematostella vectensis (starlet sea anemone), 2799 nucleotides long. RefSeq names its product solute carrier organic anion transporter family member 4A1. The coding region runs from base 151 to 2220 and encodes 689 amino acids. Gene Ontology annotation, cellular component: membrane. The transcript is spliced from 4 exons. NCBI's taxonomy places the organism in Eukaryota, Metazoa, Cnidaria, Anthozoa, Actiniaria, Edwardsiidae. Gene Ontology annotation, molecular function: protein binding. Gene Ontology annotation, biological process: transmembrane transport. The record is from RefSeq and is a predicted model, not a curated record.
GGUCGAUACGUGACACAAGUUUGACGUCAUUAUGAACGACAGGCGUACCAUGAACCCCAACCGGUAAACAGGUGGUCAGUGAGAAAAUAAGCGCAAGGGAUCCAAAAGAAAAUCUGAAUGCUUUUACCCAAAGAAAGUGUUUGAAAAAUCAUGGAUACGGAAAAAGAAAGUGAGGAAAACGUAGAAAAGGACGGCGAGAUUUCACCAAAUUCUGAAAGUGCGACAAUUGUUUGCUGCGAAGUCCGCGAGCGUCCCAGCCUAGGAUGGGGCCGAGUAAGACCUGGAUUCCUGCAGUUCCUGCACAACCCUCAAUGGUUCACAGUGUUCUUAUGCAUGUUCAUCCUGACCCAGGGCAUCUUAAUAAACGGCGUCACAUCACUAGUCAUCACGACCAUUGAAAAGCGAUUCUCGCUGAGCAGCCUCAAGGCGGGUGCGAUCACAAGCACUAACGAGAUCUCCGUGGCUAUCAUGGGGGUAUACGUGAGCUAUUUUGGCGCGCACGGACACAAACCGAGGUGGAUUGGGACGGCUGCGUUGCUAAUAGCAACAGGUGGACUUCUGUUCUCCGUGCCUCAUUACAUCAGUGGUGAAUAUAAGGAGGGUGGGGUGGGUAGGACUGGGUUUUUCGGAUGUUUAAAUUCAAAUAAGAGUAAUACUACUCAUUUGCUGUGUGAUGGACAGCGCGCACCAAAUUCGCUUCAGUUUGUUAUUUUCAUUGUGGCGCAGGUUCUGAUUGGUGCGGGCGCCGCGCCGGUAUUCACUUUAGGGACAGCUUUUAUCGAGGAAAGCGUUAGCCAAUCAGCCUCGCCGUUAUAUAUCGGCGCAAUGUAUACGACCGCUGCACUUGCGCCCGCGAUCGGGUUCUUUAUUGGGGGCGCUUUUUUGAACAUGCACGUGGAUUUAGUAUCAGAAACUGGCCUAAAGCCUACGGACCCUGAAUGGGUUGGGGCCUGGUGGCUUGGUUUUCUUGUGUGCGGAGCAAUGGCUCUUUUUACAGCCCUGCCACUGUGUGCCUAUACAAAAACGUUCCCUCACGUUGCGGAAAGGAGAGCAACUGAACAAAGUCUCAAAAAGGGCGGUAAGACAGUAAUAAAAAGCUCAGAGAACUUGGUUUCAUCGAAGAAAAGGACAUUGAAGAGGUUUCUGAUCAAACUUGGACGGACUGUACGAAGCAUGCUAAAAGCGAUAAGGAUUGUACUUAGUAACGCAACAUUUAUAUUCGUCACGAUAGCGAUGGCUCUUGAGAAAAUGCUGAUUUUCGGGUUUGGUGUUUUCUUUCCCAAACUAAUCGAAUCUCAGUUCGGAAUUACUGCAUCGCGAUCAAGCAUAUACACUGGGCUCGCGGUGGUGCCUGGGAUAGCAGGAGGGACGUUAGUAGGAGGAAUCGUGUCGGCUAAGUUGAAUUCGGACCCUUCCCGGAAUGCUAAGCUGGCUGUUGUGGUCACGUUAGUUGCUAUGGCAGCGUCAGGGACGCUUGUGAUUGGUUGCCCUGAUGUGAAUAUUGCCAGGAUUACGCAAAGGACGACCUUGGCCUUCAAUCUGACAGCUUCAUGUAAUAGUCACUGCGCAUGCGAGCCUGCGCUCUAUAGCCCAGUUUGUGGUAGCGAUGACAACAUGUAUUUCUCGGCUUGUUACGCAGGCUGUACGCAACAAUCACAGCCUGGCAUUUACACCAACUGCAGCUGUGUGGCUUCCGCUGACGGUACCGAGGGUUCGGCAGUAAGAGGGGCGUGCGAGAAUCCUUGUAAUAAGCUUGUCGUGUACCUCGUCUGCUUGUUUAUUGUUCUGUUUCUCACAUUCCUGCCGGAGAUACCUACCACAACGGUGUUACUAAGGUGCGUCAACGACCACCAUAAGUCGCUAGCCCUAGGUCUCCAAUGGCUCAUCAUUGGCAUCGUCGGGAGAAUACCUGGCCCAGUUCUCUUUGGCUAUCUUAUAGACGACGCCUGCCUGCUGUGGCAGCAAGACUGUGGUCAGCGGGGUAGCUGUGUAGGGUACUCAAACACGCACCUGAGCCGGCUCUCGGUGAUUUCGGCCCUAACUAUAAAGGUCCUGUCAGCUGUUUGCUUUUCGUUGGCCUGGUGGUUUUAUAGACCUCAAAAAGGAGAUACUACACAAGAAGAAGUGGCUUUAAAUGUUUACCCUGCUUUCAGUGAGGUGGCGGUUUUACCAGUUCAAGAAACCAACGCUGUUGUAAAAGAAGAGAACUGUAUCACCUGAGAAAGCGAUCUUACCCUGAGAAGAUUUUUAGAUUCUGCAGGAGUGGAUCCAGAAUUUUAUCAAAAGGGGUGGAUUAGAGGGUAUGGACCUAAGUAUGAUACUUUAUUUGCUAUUUUGUGCAAAAGAAAUUGCCUCCUCUGCAGGCAACUCCGAAUUAAAACGAAAAGAAAAAAACGGGUUACUUGUGGGGAAAUUAAGGAAAUGGGAGACUAAGGAGAAGUAGAGAGCAAAAGAGGGAAAUGGGGCGAGGAAAAAAGGCUUCUACAGAGUGUAGACACUUCAGUUAUUCUCAAGCUCAUUGUAAAAAAAACGUUUUUUUUUUCAUACCUGAUAAGGACUACAAUUGGUUCCGAUAUUGUAGAUGUUAUAGUUCAUUUGUGUGGUUUGCAUUGUAUGUAAUGCAUCCUUAUAUAAAAAUCAAUAAAAUACGAUAAAUGAAUAGAAUAACAUUAAGUAAAAAAAAUUACUGGUUAGGAAGAGAAGGCGGAAAUUGAUUACAAAAGCUGUGAAUUACCUCAUAUAAUGUGAUGAAAAUAAGAUCGGAAGGUUUUUCAAAAGUCACAUUUCCUUGCGUGACGG